UCCGGGCGUGUGCUUCCGGCGUCGGCGGCCGUGGCCGGGGACUGUGUGAGAGCGGUAAGAUGGCGGCGGCGGCGGUGGUGGAGUUCCAGAGAGCCCAGUCUCUACUCAGCACCGACCGGGAGGCCUCCAUCGACAUCCUCCACUCCAUCGUGAAGCGUGACAUUCAGGAGAAUGAUGAGGAGGCAGUGCAGGUCAAAGAGCAGAGCAUCCUGGAACUGGGGUCUCUCCUGGCGAAGACUGGACAAGCUGCAGAGCUUGGAGGACUCCUGAAGUAUGUACGACCCUUCUUGAAUUCCAUCAGCAAGGCUAAAGCAGCUCGUCUGGUCCGAUCUCUUCUUGAUCUGUUUCUUGAUAUGGAAGCAGCUACAGGGCAGGAGGUCGAAUUGUGUUUAGAGUGCAUCGAAUGGGCCAAAUCAGAGAAAAGAACUUUCUUACGCCAGGCUUUGGAGGCAAGACUGGUGUCUUUGUACUUCGAUACCAAGAGGUACCAGGAAGCAUUGCAUUUGGGUUCUCAAUUGCUGCGGGAGUUGAAAAAGAUGGAUGACAAAGCCCUUUUGGUGGAAGUACAGCUUUUAGAAAGCAAAACAUACCAUGCCCUGAGUAACCUGCCAAAAGCCCGAGCUGCCUUAACCUCUGCUCGAACCACAGCAAAUGCCAUUUACUGCCCCCCUAAGUUGCAGGCCACCUUGGAUAUGCAGUCAGGUAUUAUCCAUGCAGCAGAGGAGAAGGAUUGGAAAACUGCAUACUCAUAUUUCUAUGAGGCAUUUGAGGGUUAUGACUCCAUCGAUAGCCCCAAGGCCAUCACAUCUCUGAAGUACAUGUUGCUGUGCAAAAUCAUGCUCAACACCCCAGAAGAUGUCCAGGCUUUGGUGAGCGGGAAGCUUGCACUUCGGUAUGCGGGGAGGCAGACAGAAGCAUUAAAAUGUGUGGCUCAGGCUAGCAAGAACAGAUCACUGGCAGAUUUUGAAAAGGCCCUGACGGAUUACCGGGCAGAGCUCCGGGACGACCCAAUCAUCAGCACGCACUUGGCCAAGUUGUAUGACAACUUACUGGAACAGAAUCUCAUCCGAGUCAUUGAGCCUUUUUCCCGAGUACAGAUUGAACACAUAUCUAGCCUCAUCAAACUCUCCAAGGCCGAUGUGGAAAGGAAAUUAUCACAGAUGAUUCUUGACAAGAAAUUUCAUGGGAUCUUGGACCAGGGGGAGGGCGUCUUGAUUAUUUUCGAUGAACCCCCAGUAGAUAAAACGUACGAAGCUGCACUGGAAACAAUUCAGAACAUGAGUAAAGUAGUGGAUUCCCUCUACAACAAAGCCAAGAAACUGACAUAGAAUUGGAUCUGUAGCGGUCCUUUGGAGAGUGUGUGUGGCGGGAGAGUGAAACCUUUGGGGAAAAUGCUAGGAGAUUCUUUUUUCUUUCUGUUCUACUUUUCGCUCGGAAAGUUUUUAAAUCCUCAUUUGGUGCAUCUGUAUUCCAGCCGAUAGGUGUGCCAGUUUUCAUGUAAUCUUUACUGGCCCAACUUGGGAGUGGGGAAAUUGCUUAAAAAAAAGAAAAAGAAAAAAAAAAAAGGUUAUUCUAAAUAAAAGGAAAAAGGCUUACACUACCUAAAGCUGUGCUCUCUGCCUCCUGGGAGAGGGCUGCAAAGCCAGGCGCUCCGCCAGCCACUGGGGCUCCUGACCCACUCGCUGGGUGUCACCUCGCCUCCUCUUCAGAAUUGGGUGUUUGCCUGACCAUCAAAGCAACGACUUUUUAUUCUGUUUGUACGGAACCAAAACAAACAACUGUGUAUAGACUAUUUUCUUUUUUAUUUGAAAUGAGGCGUUUCGGUGUUCUUUCCCCUGCCAUAUGGCCUGUCCACUCGCCUCUCCCCCAACAUGGCUCCAGCAGACUGGCUGAAGGUCCCGCCGCCGCCGCCGCUGCCACCACCACCACCACCACCCACCACCAACCACUACCACCACCACCACCACCGGCGCCGCCGACGCCGCCGCAGCAGCAGCACCUGCUCGGCUCCGCUCCGACCUGUGAAGGACUGCGGAUGAGGCCAGGAGCUAGUGUCCACCUCGGCCACACGGGGAGCAGCGUGGGCCCUCUGGGGGCCUGCUGUGCAUGUGGCUCUUUUUAACACAGUAAACUAGAUUAGACGUCAGUGUUUUAAUUGCUCCCCCCUCUGCUUUUUUCUCUGUCUCCCUCUGUCUCCUCUCAGCCAGGAGACCAUCCCAUGUUUCUCUUUGCUUCCUCCUUCUCCCUCCAGGGGAGUCAGGCUGUCUGAAAUUCUUCAGCUUCUCUCUCCGUCCCACUGCUCCUCUCCUGCUGGCAGAUGGAUUUAUUCCUUUUUAAAACAGUGAACAUUGGAAAUGAGACUGUGGGGUGUGGUUUUUUUUCUCCCAGUUUCGUUGUUGGGUUUUCGCGCAACCUCAUGUCCCCCUCCCAGGGAGCUUCUCGAUUUACCUCUUAGAAGUGGGUGGCUGGGAGGUAGAGCACUGUACUCCAGCAUGCUUGGUUUAACGAUGAGAUUCCUUAGCAAGGCUUUAAUGCCGUUUGGGCAGGUAAGCUUCUGCACCUCUGUUGUGCUCAGCUCUGUUUUCUUCUUUCUCUCAUGUCCUCUUUGUCGUCCCUCCCGCCGCCCCCGCCUCCUUCCCGCUGGCCUCCUUUUCUCUUUCUUUUCCUUUCUCAGAUUAUCCUUCCAGGUUUUCGUAAUAAAUUUAUAUUUUGUAAAAGGAUUUUGUUGUACCAGGUUUUGCAUCCUCACUGAAUCUGACUGGCUUUUGUUUUCCUCUCCAAAAUCAGGUAUUUGUUCUCAACAUCUUUCCCCAUCAUGUCCAGUCACUGUUUUGGUUUUGGCACCAUCAAUAUCAAAUGUACAAACGGUUCUUGCUAACCAACACCAGGUAUAUCUGAUGUUCAGAUGAGUUCCAAUAAAAACAAUUUUUUUUUCAAAAA
Messenger RNA from Phacochoerus africanus (Common warthog), 2940 nucleotides. It is a transcript of the gene PSMD11, whose product is annotated as proteasome 26S subunit, non-ATPase 11. Gene Ontology annotation, molecular function: structural molecule activity; protein binding. NCBI's taxonomy places the organism in Eukaryota, Metazoa, Chordata, Mammalia, Artiodactyla, Suidae. The transcript has 14 exons. Gene Ontology annotation, cellular component: proteasome regulatory particle, lid subcomplex. The record is from RefSeq and is a predicted model, not a curated record. Gene Ontology annotation, biological process: ubiquitin-dependent protein catabolic process. Bases 60 to 1328 code for a protein of 422 amino acids.